Molecule: messenger RNA, 2435 nt
Organism: Brassica oleracea var. oleracea
Lineage: Eukaryota; Viridiplantae; Streptophyta; Magnoliopsida; Brassicales; Brassicaceae
Product: fumarate hydratase 1, mitochondrial
Exons: 19
Coding region: 137-1474 (445 amino acids)
Biological process (GO): tricarboxylic acid cycle; fumarate metabolic process; malate metabolic process
Cellular component (GO): tricarboxylic acid cycle heteromeric enzyme complex; mitochondrion
Molecular function (GO): fumarate hydratase activity
Source: RefSeq, a predicted model, not a curated record
AAAAUUCGACCAACCAAGUCGAGAGUUGGUUCGUUGAAUCGUUUCUGGAAUAUAAUAAUUUGCCAUUUGUUAGCCCUAUCUUCUGCAACGCCCGCAGCUCUCCACCUUCGUCUCCCCAAGGCAGAAGAAGAACCCCAUGGCGAUUUAUGUCGCGUCACGGCGGCUCUCCAGCGGAACAGCUGCGGCGACGCUGCGUUAUGCCACUGCUAUGAGAUCUUAUUCAACGUCGUUUAGAGAGGAGAGAGACACCUUCGGGCCGAUCCAAGUUCCUUCCGAUAAGUUGUGGGGAGCCCAGACGCAGAGAUCGCUGCAGAACUUCGAGAUCGGUGGUGAGCGCGAGCGUAUGCCCGAGCCUAUCGUCCGCGCUUUCGGCGUCUUGAAGAAGUGCGCUGCCAAGGUAAACAUGGAGUAUGGACUUGAUCCAACGAUUGGGAAAGCGAUUAUGCAAGCUGCUCAGGAAGUUGCUGAGGGAAAGCUCAAUGAUCAUUUCCCCCUUGUUGUUUGGCAAACUGGUAGUGGCACUCAGAGUAACAUGAAUGCUAAUGAGGUCAUUGCUAACAGAGCAGCUGAGAUUCUUGGUCGCAAACGUGGUGAAAAAUGUGUCCACCCUAAUGACCAUGUCAACAGAUCUCAAUCCUCUAACGACACUUUCCCUACUGUCAUGCACAUUGCAGCUGCAACCGAGAUUAAUUCAAGGCUCAUCCCUAGUCUGAAAACUUUGCAUACCACUCUCGACUCUAAGUCCUUCGAGUUUAAAGAUAUUGUGAAAAUUGGAAGAACUCACACUCAAGAUGCUACUCCUUUGACGCUAGGACAAGAAUUUGGUGGCUAUGCUACUCAGGUUAAGUAUGGACUUAAUCGAGUCACAUGCACUCUACCCCGCCUCUAUCAGCUUGCACAAGGUGGAACUGCGGUUGGGACAGGAUUAAACUCCAAGAAAGGGUUUGAUGUAAAGAUAGCUGCUGCAGUAGCCGAAGAAACAAACCUUCCGUUUGUCACUGCUGAAAACAAGUUUGAAGCUCUGGCUGCACAUGAUGCUUGUGUUGAAACCAAUGGGUCACUUAACACAAUCGCCACAUCGGUGAUGAAGAUUGCCAAUGAUAUACGUUUUCUUGGAAGUGGUCCAAGAUGUGGUCUUGGUGAACUUGUUCUGCCUGAAAAUGAGCCAGGAAGCAGCAUCAUGCCUGGCAAGGUAAAUCCUACACAGUGUGAGGCCUUGACUAUGGUUUGUGCUCAGGUAAUGGGCAACCAUGUAGCUGUGACAGUUGGUGGGUCAAAUGGUCAUUUCGAACUGAAUGUAUUUAAGCCGGUGAUUGCAAGCGCUCUCUUGCAUUCCGUGAGGUUAAUAGCAGAUGCUUCAGCUUCGUUUGAGAAAAACUGUGUAAGGGGUAUUGAGGCCAACAGAGAAAGGAUCUCAAAGCUAUUGCACGAGUCUCUUAUGCUUGUGACAUCAUUGAAUCCGGUAAGAUCAUGAUCAUGAGCGGAGACAUCAUGAUCAUGAGCGGAGACAAGAUCUUCAUUAAGAAACUCAGCUCACUCAGAACAAGCGGCUACACAAACUUGGCAGUAUUCAGGCCAAAUACUUGCCACCAGGACGACAUCAAUGAGGAAGUUCAAGACUCGUGGGUCUGGAGACAGCUUCUAUGUCUUCCCUCGGAGGCUGGGAAAAGGGUUGGGAACAAGUUCGAUUUGGAUUUGGAGCCGAGCAUGAGAAAGCAGAGAAUCUCUCUUUCAGCGAGCUACUAUCAAGUCUCAGACUCAGUCGGUAACAAAUUUCGUGCUUUAGUUGCCUUCUUGAAGAAGCAACCAGGCAAAAAGAUCAGCAUCUUUUUCAGCAGUUGCGAAUCUGUAAAGCAUUACUCUGGAUUGCUAAGAGCAUUGGGUAUGCCUUUCUCGGUAUGCGAAAUCCACGGGAAACAGAGUAUUGGGAUAAAUCUUAAGGUCUUUUCUGAGUUCAAGGAACAAAAAGGUGCUCAUAUUCUUCUUUGCAGUGACCCAAUAGCACUGGGUCAUCAUGUUCUUCCAGGAGUGGAAUGGACUGUGAGAUUUGAUGUGCCUGCCAAGACAGAAGAACACUCUUUGUGUAUUGCCCUACCUUGGCAGACACAUCCUUAAGGACAUGCGGCGUACAGAGGUGGAGUUGGAGGAGAACGAAUUGGGGGAGAACGCAAGGGUUCAACCGCAAAAGGAAAGUCAGAUGAUAACAGAGGAGAUGAAGAAAGGUGGUCUGGAUAUUUGACUCUACUAAUUCUACGUAAGAUGUGCUGUUUCAAUUCGUGAGAGGAGACGAGUAUGAAGACCUUUUGUGAUUAUUUCACUUUAUAUUCAAAACUUUAUGUUAUGCAACGGUGUUUGUAAUUACUAUAACCCAACUGUGGUUCCUAAGAAAAAAUGAAUUUUGAACCAAUAGAAAAAAGCUUUUGAAUUCGGUUUAA